UAGGCUGUGAUGUCACAGACCAUCUCCUAAAGCUUCUAGAACAACAACAGUUGUGGCGAGAACAAGAACACCACCGCUUGAAAGAGAGUGCAGGUGACCAGUUUAUCCACAGCCAUUGCUUUGCCCUAAGGGCCAUGGUUCCAGACGGCUUGCAGUAAGAACAAGGAGAAAGAACGCAAAGGGAUCUACUACCCAUCUGGACAAUGAUACAAACGACUUGCAAGCCAUUGCCCUGAUGAAAAGAAUAAAACAACCCCCGUGAAGUGGGAUUGGACAAACUAGCUCUCCUGGUUCCUUGAUUCAUAGCUUAGGUUGGCCAACAAGGAGGGAACGAGACAAAAGGGGUAGAGAUUUUGACUUGUCAAAGGUAUAACAUCUGCCUUAGGGGCUCAGCUCCUAACUUAGCAGUGCAAAGGCUGAAGGAAAUAUGGACGAUUCUGCGCCCACUCUUGACAAAAUAAUUUUUGGGAGUGAAGAAAAACUAGAGGCUGAGGAACAGAAACAAAACGAUGAAAUCAGAGAGGAGACUAACAGUGAGGUCCAAAACCAGGAAGGUGGAGAUUCUGGCCCGGUGGUAGAAGAAGAAGCCCCAAAGAGGACACUUUAUAGCAAAGAUGUGCUGGACCAGUCCCAGCAGACAGACAGCAAAGUGAGCAUUUUUAGUCGAAAAGACUUCACGGAACAAAGCCAGCAGACAGAUAUUUCUGGCAGCACAACGUCUCUUCGGAAACAAUCCCGCGGCAGCAGCCCCCGAGUCCUGGGCCAGGAAUCCCGCCGUAGCAGUCAACAGACCGCUGGCCACCAGACAGUACACAGCCACAAGUCUUCCCGAGCACAGUCGGAACAGGAGAUUAUCUUGCCUGAAGAUACUGAAACGGCGCAAGAACUUCGAUAUAGGAACGAACAACCGGAAGGUCAGGAAUCCCGCCGCACUAGUCGCCAACUAGAGAUGCAGCCAGAAGAAAAAGAAGAACAGAGAAGGGAAUCUCGGCAUGCCAGUCUGCAGUCUGUCGGCCGCCAGGCCCCGCAGAGCCGGAAAGCUUCCCAAGGGCAAACACUGAAUGCAGAUGAUACAGGGGAGGAAGUAGCAUGGAUCAGUGAAACGACAGGUGUGAAAAUGGUGUGCAAGAGUCAGCAAACAAAUAGGGUGCAUGGAAUUCAGUCGCUUUCUGAACUUCUGCAUCUUUUUAGACAAGCAACUGAAAUGAGCAGAGUUUCAGAUAAAGAGAGGUCUAAUAGUGAAGCAGCAAUAAUGUCACCUGCAGUGCAAGAAUCCCGCCGCAGCAGCCAACAAUUAGAAGGAAAAGAAUCACAACAUGAUAGCCAACAACCUGCGGUACAAGAGUCUCGCCAUAGCAUUCAACAGGCAGAGAAACAGGAAUCACGACGUGGUAGCCAAAAACCUGCGGAACAGGAGUCUCGCCACAGCAUUCAACAGACAGGGGAACAGGAAUCACGACGUGGUAGCCAAAAACCUGCGGAACAGGAGUCUUGCCACAGCAUUCAACAGACAGGGGAACAGGAAUCACGACGUGGUAGCCAAAAACCUGCGGAACAAGAGUCUCGCCACAGCAUUCAACAGACAGGGGAACAGGAAUCACGACGUGGUAGUCAACAACCUGUGGUACAAGAGUCUCGCCGCAGUACUCAACAGCUAGAGGAACAGGAACCCAGAAUUACCAGCCAGCCACCAAUAGGCCAGGAGUCUCACCACAGCAUCCAAUCCAAGUCAGAGGAACAAAAAACAAAGCGACAUAGAAAAGUAAACAAAAAUAUAACUGAUUGUGCUCAACAAACAGACAGUACUGAGACCCUAAGGAGACCAUUGUUAGAAAUAGGUGUGCAGACGGGCGUUUCUGAAAGUACAGCAGUUGAAUUGCAAGAUUCUCGCCAUGGCAGCCAGCAGCUUGGCCUGGAAGGAUACAAUUCAGAGAAUCUUCCAGACCAGUCGCAAGACACUUGUAGUGCUUUCCAGCAACCUGAAGUACAGGAAGCCCGCCACGACGAUGUGCCACAUGAACUGCAAGAACCGGACAGCGACCAGUAUGAAAAUCAAGAUCUGCACCGGGGCAGUCUUCCAGUUAAGUUUCCAGAAUCCCUCCAUGAUAGCCAGCAAUAUGAAUUACGAGACUUCCGUCAGAGUAGUCUCCCAGCUGUAUUGGAAGAUUCCUACCUUAGCAACAAAUACUGUAAUGCUCAAGGUCUAUUAGAUAACAUUCCGCAUGAGUGUAAGAUAGUUGAAGAAGAAUACAUGCCUGGUAUUCAACAAACAGUGACAGAGGAAUCUCAGGAUGGAAGCCAACAGCCCCCAGGGACAGAAGCCAAGAACGAUGAAAACGAACCCCAAGCGCCCAUUGCUCCUGAAAGCGAGCACGUCCAGCAAAAACAGAAAGUGUCGUUUGCUCAGCAGACGUAUAGCAUUAUUUCAAUAGAAAAAGCUAUCUGGUUAAACAGAAGAACUGGCAGAUUAAUGAAAAACCAGAGUCAACAGACUAUAGAGAGUUGGCUCCAUAAGACAAAAAUACAACCUAGUGAAAAAACAGUAUCAAAGACUGGAGACCUGGAGGAUCAUGAGUCAACUCAUGACAUAUGUGAAAAGGAACAAAUGAAAGACCUUACAGAGCUUGAGUUGCAAAGAGGCGCCCAAGAGCCUACAGUACCUGAGUCCCGGAAGGGAAGUCAACGCGUUGCAUUUGAUUCCCGGAAGGGAAGCGAACAACCCACUGCUCCUGAGUCCCGGAGGAGCACCCAAGACGCUAUAGCACCUGAGUCCCGGAAGGAAAGCCAGCAGACCUCUGUAUGUGAGUCCCGAAGGGGGAGUGAACUGCCCACUAUAUAUGAGACCCGGAAGGGAAGUGAACAGUCCAGUGCUCCUGAAUCCCAGAGGGACAGCCAACAGCCUACAGCCCCUGAGUCCCGGAGAGAGAGCCAGCAGCCUACAGCCCCCGAGUCCCGGAGAGAGAGCCAACGGCCUACAGCACCUGAGUCCCGGAGAGAGAGCCAGCAGCCUACAGCACCUGAGUCCCACAGAGGGAGUGAACAGCCUACAGCCCCCGAGUCCCGGAGAGAGAGCCAACAGCCUACAGUCCCCGAGUCCCGGAGAGAGAGCCAACAGCCUACAGCACCCGAAUCCCGGAGAGAGAGCCAGCAGCCUACAGCACCUGAGUCCCGGAAAGAGAGCCAACAGCCUACAGCACCCGAGUCCCGGAAAGAGAGCCAACAGCCUACAGCACCCGAGUCCCGGAAAGAGAGCCAACAGCCUACAGCACCCGAGUCCCGGAAAGAGAGCCAACAGCCUACAGCACCCGAGUCCCGGAAAGAGAGCCAACAGCCUACAGCACCCGAGUCCCGGAGAGAGAGCCAACAGCCUACAGCACCCGAGUCCCGGAGAGAGAGCCAACAGCCUACAGCACCCGAGUCCCGGAAAGAGAGCCAACAGCCUACAGCACCCGAGUCCCGGAAAGAGAGCCAACAGCCUACAGCACCCGAGUCCCGAAGAGUGAGCCAACAGCCUACAGCACCUGAGUCCCGGAGAGAGAGCCAACAGCCUACAGCACCUGAGUCCCGAAGAGUGAGCCAACAGCCUACAGCACCCGAGUCCCGGAGAGAGAGCCAACAGCCUACAGCACCCGAGUCCCGAAGAGAGAGCCAACAGCCUACAGCACCCGAGUCCCGGAGAGAGAGCCAACAGCCUACAGCACCUGAGUCCCGAAGAGUGAGCCAACAGCCUACAGCACCUGAGUCCCGGAGAGAGAGCCAACAGCCUACAGCACCUGAGUCCCGGAGAGAGAGCCAACAGCCUACAGCACCUGAGUCCCGGAGAGAGAGCCAACAGCCUACAGCACCUGAGUCCCGAAGAGUGAGCCAACAGCCUACAGUACCUGAGUCCCGGAGAGAGAGCCAACAGCCUACAGCACCUGAGUCCCGAAGAGUGAGCCAACAGCCUACAGUACCUGAGUCCCGGAGAGAGAGCCAACAGCCUACAGCGCCUGUGUCCCGGCGAGGAAGUGACCAGCCUACAGCACUCGAGUCCCGGAGAGGGAGUGAACAUCCUACUACACCUGAAUCCAAGAGAGGGAGUAAACAGUAUACAGCUCCAGAGUCCCAAAGAGACAGUGAACAACCUAGUAAUGAGCAACAAUUAAGCCAAGAACCCCAAAAGAGCAGCCAGGAAUUUCUACAAGGAGAAUUGGAAUUGGGUACUGAAAAAGAACCCCAAAUGCCAACUCGUAGUGACAGUGAACUGGCUCAACCUAAACCAAAGUCUUCCUUUUCUGCCAAGGCUCAACAAACAUAUAGCAUUAUUUCUCUUGAGUUAAAUACUUGGAUAAACAGAAGAUCUGGCAAAGUAAUGACGUGUAGUGGUCAACAAACGGACAAAAGUUGGCUUCAGGAUUAUAUAGCAAGAAAACUAAACCUUACCUCAAAAGAAAGCCUAUCAAAAAGUGCUCAGCCUGAAGCAGAGAAGAUUGAACCCUCCAGUCCUGAGGCUCCUGGAAAAGAUUCUACUGAACUGCAACACGGAGACCAGGAUGAAUUUAAGACUGAGGGGCCAUCAGAGGUACCUGAAGACCAAGGAACAAAUGUUCUUGAGGAUAACAAAGCACAAGAAGAGCAACCACUGCCAAUUGAACCACUAACAAGCAGUCAACAGGACAUUGAAUUACAGUUUCAAAAAGACAAGGACAUGCCUGAAUCCCGGCGGGGCAGCCAACAGGUUGACAUGACCCAAUCCCGGAAGGGCAGCCAACAGCCUGACGUGCCCCAGUCCCAGCGAGGCAGCCAACAGGUUGACAUGACCCAAUCCCGGAAGGGCAGCCAACAGCCUGACGUGCCCCAGUCCCAGCGAGGCAGCCAACAGGUUGACAUGACCCAAUCCCGGAAGGGGCAGCCAACAGCCUGA
This is a messenger RNA of Heteronotia binoei (common prickly gecko), 4903 nucleotides long. RefSeq names its product microtubule-associated protein futsch-like. Lineage: Eukaryota; Metazoa; Chordata; Lepidosauria; Squamata; Gekkonidae. The coding region runs from base 428 to 4903 and encodes 1491 amino acids. The record is from RefSeq and is a predicted model, not a curated record. The transcript is spliced from 2 exons.